Molecule: messenger RNA, 3701 nt
Organism: Coccinella septempunctata (seven-spotted ladybird)
Lineage: Eukaryota; Metazoa; Arthropoda; Insecta; Coleoptera; Coccinellidae
Exons: 15
Coding region: 201-3659 (1152 amino acids)
Biological process (GO): transcription by RNA polymerase III
Cellular component (GO): transcription factor TFIIIC complex
Molecular function (GO): protein binding
Source: RefSeq, a predicted model, not a curated record
AAUAUGUAUUCGUGUUUUGAGGUUAAUUUCUAUAAAUCAAAAUAAAAUAAUUGGGGAAAUUUUUUUAUAUUUAUGUGAAUACUGAAUACUUUUUUUAUGAUUAUUCAGAGGGUGUUUUGAUUAUGUAAAUUAGAAAUAGUAUUGUUUUCAUAGCAUCAAUUCAGUAAUGCAAUUUGAGGUUAACUCUUAUUAAGGUUAAAAUGGAAAAAUCAGAUGAUAAUGAAGUGUUUGAAGAUCAAGAUCGUGGAAAUGAUAGUGCGAAGGAUUUUAUCCAUGAUUUAGACGACAAUGUUGUACAGGUUUCCUCAUCUAAAAAGCGUGGUAGGAAAAAAAAAAGUGAGUCAACAAUGAAAAGCACACCACAGAAAUCCCCUGAUCAGAAUGAAAUGGUCACUAAAAGAGGUAGGAAAAGAAAAUCUGUCAAUUAUUUUGCUCUGGCUAAUCCUGAUUUGGAUGAAAUGAUUGAUGAGAAAGAUGAGAAUAAAUCUCUUAUAAAGGAAAAUUCUCAACGUAAAUCAGUAAGAACAACCAGAAGAAAAUCGUCCAUGAGUAAUAGAGAUAUAGAAAAAGAAAAUGUGGAUGUUGAAGUUGAAGCCGGUGGAGUACAUUCUCAAUCGAAUCAAGGUGAGGAUGCUGUAGAUACUACUAAAGAUGCAGGUGCCAAUACCAGUAAGAACUCAGAUUCUGAAGAACAUAGUAUUGAUACUUUAGACAAAGAUCAGGAAUAUGAGACACAUGUUAAGAAGAAAAAAGUAUAUAGAAGGACUGGUACCACAACUAACUUGAUGAAUACACUUUUCUCACAAGCUGAUUUUAAAAUUAAUACCCCAGUCACCAAGGAAGUUUCCCCAAGUGUGAUUAGGAGAGGAAGACCCAGUAAAUCAAAGAAAAAAAAAACUGAAAAAAAUUCAGAGACAGAGGAUAAUAUUUUUGUGAGUCAAACAACUGUAACCUGUGCUGUUUGUAACAAAGAUCUAGAGAAAAAUAGUUGGAAACACCAUAAGCAACGUUUCCAUAAUAAUUUAGCUUGGAGAGUUGGGGAACCUGCUCUGGAUCUCAAUAACGUAGAAUUUGUUAAGUACACUUUGAAUGCUUUAUACCUAGCGAAAGUACCUUUUCAUUGUGAUAUUUGCGAUAAAGCAGUGAAAUCAGUCCAGGGUUUUCUCUCCCACAAAUCUGUUUGUGGUAGAGAAUCUGAAGACGUUAAAGUAGCUUGUGAAAAAUGUGGAAGAAAGAUGUUACCUGUUAGUAUGCAGUCGCAUAUGAGAUUUUAUCACGAGAAUAAAGAUAGGGUAGAAGAGGUUCCUAAGAGACAAUCCUCCACAAUAGUCAGCGGAAGUAGAAGGCAAGCUGCUGAGAAGGCAUUGAAAGUUAUCAAGGUCUUCAAUUUGGAAACAUCUGAAAUCAACUCAACAUUUGCCAAAUAUUUUGAAGAUCUCCCCUUCAUAUCAUCAAAAACAGCUACAGAAAUGCUUCAAAAUCAAAUUGAAACAUUGAAUCGGGUACAGUGCAAAUACCCAGACUGCAACUUCGAAUGUUUCACUGCUAAAGACAUAAAAAAUCACUUGAAAUUCUGUGUUAAAAGACCGGAUAAUGGCUAUGUCUGCAAACAUUGCUUGUUAGUUCAAUUGAAUAUCGCUGAUAUAAUAUAUCACAUCGAAUCUACGCACAAUGUCAUUAUCGAAGAUGAGAAAAAACCCGAAGAAAAACCACAUUUUAUUCCGAAUGUUCGGAAGAGACCCACCAAACAGAAUAGUAAGAAAGUAAUCGUUGGAGAAAAGGAUAAACUGCAAAAAAAAGUGCCGAAGUUUUUAUUACCAUUGGACAAAAAUUUGAAUGUGAUUUUCCGUAAAGCUUAUGAGUGGACGUUGAAAUUCUGUGAAAUGAAUUAUUCCAAAGUUUUACCUGAAGAACAUUUUCCAUGUUUGAAAUCUGACUGGGACUACAUGGAUCUGGAACACGCCGAAGAGUACUUACCCCAAAUGCCUUAUUCAUGUGAUGUUGGUUUUGAAACUGUCUCCGGUUUCCAAGAUAUCCUUCAAAAAGACCAUGCUUUCAGGAAGUUCGAGUUAUUCGAGUCUUAUUUGGAAAACAACGGUAACUCAACAAUAUUUUGUGGAGGUCCAGUCACUGCUCUCUCUUGGAUGCCGACUCCUCAUGAGUACGGUAGUCUUCAUCAGGUUGUUGCUGUGGCAACAAAACCACACCCUGAUGCAGAGUACGAAACUGACAUGAAUUACAAUGAAAAAUGCUUCAUUCAGUUUUGGGAUGUGGGACCUUUGAGGAACACUCACACGUCCCUGUUUAGACCGAAGCAAGCUUUCUGCUUGCAAUUUGAUCAUGGCCCUGUGUGGGACUUGCAGUGGUGUCCAUCUAAUUGUUUUGAUCUGUCAGAGCAAGCAGAUGAUUCGGAAAAGCUCAGAAGACUGGGAGUUUUAGCUGUGGCAGGAUCUGAUUCUUACGUGUACAUAUACUCAAUACCAAAUUUCAAAGAGAGCGGUCAAUUUUACAAUGCUCGCCCUGUGUUGAUAUUGAUUAGGAAUGUUUUCGAGAAAGAAAAGUUAGGAAAUAUGGAUUAUUAUGCGACUAGGAUAUCUUGGACUAAGGCUUCUGGCCAUAGGUAUUUGGCCGUAGGUUAUUCGAAUGGAGAAGUAGCGAUGUAUGAUCUCUGGAGUGAAUCAGGAUUACUCAGAUAUAAAACUGAUGAUAAUAUUGACGUUUUAACGCCUUAUACAGUCUUAGAAGCACAUUCUCACUCAGUUACAGCCAUUGCUUUACAUCACUCACACGAUGGCUGUAAGUGGCUCAUGACCGGUUCUCUUGACCGAACGGUUCGUACUUGGGAUUUGAAGGAAAAACGUUGUGUACGAACUCUAAAGGCAAAUAUAGUCAACGACGCCGUAUGGAUGACGCAUUGGAUGUGCCAUAUUAUCGGUUAUGAUGAGGCGUCAACUAUUGGUAAUGCUUGUAGCGCGAUUCAACAGUGCAAAGACGGUUUUUCUGACACCUUGUAUCUGUUCCAUUGUUCCUCGGCUAUAACAUCGCUUUCAACCAGUGAUUGGUUGAAUGGUAUCAUUCAAGGUAAUUCAGUGGGGGAAAUAUUCGCCACAUUCCCCAAGCAGCUCAUGAUAAAUUUGAAUUGGAAAAAUAGUAAACAUAGUAAAUUGUUGUUCGGAUACACUACCCUAGUGGAGAAAGACAAAAGUAUCGAAGAAAGAUUAAAAGUUAAUAGUGAAAAACAGAAAGCUCUGAGGAAUCAGCUGAAAGUAAAAACUAAAAUAACAACUAAAGAAUUACCGUCGGACAGAGAAGUGAUGCAUUUGGAUUAUAAUCCACAUUAUUUCGAAUAUGAACCUUUGGUGUAUCACGAGAUGGAUGAUAAAUACGGGCUGAUAUUCUGCGAUCAUAAAAUGAAAAAAUGGUCAGAUUUUCCUAAGAGUCUUCAAGACCAACUGUCUUAUUCAUCUGAAAGAUAUUCUCCGUCUAGGCCCAACAUGUAUCCUCUUCAAUCCAUCACAAAGAUUCAAUUCAACAUGAAUAGACAAGCGUCCACUUACUAUGUAAGUGGAUACCAAGCUGGCUUCAUAAGAUUGACUUAUAUGAAAUUCUUAGAAGACGAUCCCUAUGUUUAUAAUGAUAGUGUAAAUAUUAAGAAAUAAUAUAUUAUUUAAUUGUUAUAUAUUAAAUGUUGUAUAAAGAUA